Xenopus laevis (African clawed frog) is the source of this 884-nucleotide messenger RNA. RefSeq lists its product as uncharacterized. The transcript has 8 exons. NCBI's taxonomy places the organism in Eukaryota, Metazoa, Chordata, Amphibia, Anura, Pipidae. The record is from RefSeq and is a predicted model, not a curated record. The coding region runs from base 220 to 684 and encodes 154 amino acids.
GAGACAUAGUUUCAAUGUAAAAUUCACCUGGAAUAUAAGGAGGGAUCUUAUUGGGUAACAGGACUGCAACUCUUGGUUGAGAGGUUCUGACUGGCCAAGAACUGAUAGGAAAAAAGAACAGUAUGCCAUCAAUACCCUGCACUGCUUUUUCUCCUGCCUGAUUCCUUAAACCUCUGUUUGUUGCUUUCCUUCCUGCCUGCACAUCAUAAAAAGUUCAAUAUGUCUACAGAUGAUUCAGACUGUACAAAUAAAGUGUGUUUCUACAUUGGAGAAAAUGACAGUGAGGAUGAAGACAAAGAAGAGUCUGAAAAUGACUGCAAAUCACCCUCUCCAUCUUACAUCCAAUUUAUGGCUUACUUUCGGAACAAACUAAGCAGGUGGGAGGAGGGACACGAUCUGCCGCUUGAAGUUGCAGUCCAGAUAUUGAGAAUCCUUAGGGGCCUGGAAUCUUCACAAGACACCAAAGAAAGACUAGUUAAAAACAACACUUUCCUGAAUAAGAGAGCUUCUCAAGUAUCCAAUUCACUUGAAGAAUACAGAGAGAGGUUAUGUACACAGGUAAAUACUAUUUUAGAGCAAACAGAAGAAAUGCAUCUCUCUGAGAUUAGAGAAGAAAUCAGGCAAAUUAAGGAGAAGCUUGCACAUGCCAAAAAACUGGCUUGUCAUAACAGCCAACCUGUAUAAAAUGAUGAACCACGUUAUCUAAAAGUCAGAAAAGAGAAAGGACAUGGUUUCUGUUCAAUGCUUUAAAAAUCUACAAGCUGUGCAGGAAGAAGGAAACAACUUAGAGAUCCUAUCAGACCCGGGUCCAGCAUGACUUAAGUUGUUUAUAAUACAUUCUAUUGCAUGUAACAUUAAACUAUUAAAACAUUUAACAAAUAAAA